AUGGCGCCCAUCCAGAUACCCCUCGAUGCCUUGACAUCACGCUUCAACUUCGGCGAUAGGUUCAGUGCUGUUCGCGCGCAAUCGUUCUCCUCGCGCUUUGCUAAUCUCAAACCUAUCUCGGAGUUCUUCGAUUUCAAGAGGGUGUCGAAGCCUGCUAAUUUCAGUGAAAUGCAAAGCCGCCUGAACUACAACCUCAGCUACUUCUCCAGCAACUACAUCGUCGUGUUCAUCAUGCUCAGCAUCUACAGCUUGCUGACGAAUCUGCUGCUCCUGUUCGUCAUUCUUCUCGUAAUCGGCGGUACGUAUGGGAUUGGCAAGCUCGAGGGCCGGGAUCUUGACGUCGGUGUCUUCAGAGCGACAACCUCUCAGCUCUACACCGGCUUGUUGAUCGUUGCUGUCCCGCUUGGCCUCUGGGCCUCGCCGAUCGGUGGUCGGCCGCGAACUCCUUAUGAUAUGCCCCAAUGGGGAAGACCGCCGGGGGCACGAAUGGGGAGGAGCAAAAAGGGUAAGAAGAAUCGUGUGGACCGGUUGGAGGGUGAUGGUGAUGAUAGCGGGAGUGAAGACGGUGUGCCCCUACAGCCGAGCGUUGCUCUCGGUCGACAACAGAUGAAUCAUCUCCGAUUGGCCGUGCCUGUGGAUAUGAUGAAUGGACUGCCGAUGGAAAGUGAUGGAGAGAGCUCGGACGACGAACAUGACGAAUAUGCACUUAAUGAAGCUUAUCAAGACAGCACUCUGGCAUAUGCCAUGCAGCUUGCGAUGAAGGACAGGGACGAUCGCCUGGUGGAGAGAGCACUGGAGCGAAUCAGGUACGCACAAACAUUCGGUAAAUCUAAAGUCAAGCUUUCUCAGCGUGAACUUGAGGCAUUGGAGAGGCGGCGGAUGCAGAGCGAGAUGGUAAACGGAUCGCGGGGCAGUAAAUCCGCCCGGGUCAACGGCAGAAAUAUGUUGCCCCCGGUUGUCCUACCUGCGCAAUCCAAUGGAAGGUGGUCUCAAGAGGCGGCUUUUUCGUCUGCAACCGAUACCGCGUCUGGAUACCAUAUGCCUACUUUGCAAGCACCGCAAGCCCGCCCCAGGACACCCACGCAAACGCUACGUAUGCAUCAGCCAAAUACAUCACCUCGAAUACCUGGCGCAUAUAAUUUUCAGGAUGAUCCGUCCGGUCGUCCCCCGUCAUCCGGGAAGACUCAGCCUCUCCCGCGGCCUCUUCCUGACGACCCGGACUGGGUGCCACGCUCAAGAUCGUCAUCAAAUGCCAUUCCAAUGUCCACUUCUACCUAUGUUUCAUAUUCGCCAGCACAAGUCAUGGGCUUCGACCCACGGUAUUCCAUGUCUACCAGCCCUGACUAUAAUAUGAGCACGGCACCGGAUUCCAUGUAUCAGCCGGUAUAUCGACCUUCGUCCCGUCAAUCAUACAUCGACCCCGCCGCAUACAAUCACGUCGUCUUGCCGCCAGCCCCUAGGGCUAAUCCGGUCCGACAUCCUAGCAGCGGCAGUAACGCCAGCAGCAGUGAUAACGGUGUCCAGGUUGAGGCGCCCAAAGAGCCCCCCGAAGCCAACGGCUCCAAGACAAACGGCGUAUCCAAAGGAAAAGCGACCCGUGGCAGACGAACACGCAAAUGAUUGGAUGCUUAAUUAACUGUGCUCCUUGAUCUCCAUUGUGACCUUAGUUAACUUCUUUUUAAAUUAUUUGGGCGAUAUCUGUGGGAGUUUACUCGGCAAGUGAAUAGACUAUGGAAUGGCUUUUUUUUUUUUUUCCCCUACGCUUCCUUUUCCUUUUCCUUUCUUGUUUUCUUUUUUGUGUUCGCUUUUCUAUCUGGCAUGGUGUAGAUCGUGGUCGGCCUGAUUCGAACCUUUCCUUUUUCUUUUUCUCAUUUACAUUCUUCAGGCAGUAUUACUUACAGGUUACUGAAUAUAUUUAAUUAGAGGCUCACA
Messenger RNA from Coccidioides immitis RS, 1932 nucleotides. RefSeq names its product prenylated Rab acceptor 1. The coding region runs from base 1 to 1620 and encodes 539 amino acids. The record is from RefSeq and is a predicted model, not a curated record. Gene Ontology annotation, cellular component: Golgi apparatus. NCBI's taxonomy places the organism in Eukaryota, Fungi, Ascomycota, Eurotiomycetes, Onygenales, Onygenaceae. The transcript has 2 exons.